UGCCUCUUUUAUUCUUCAGAACUAAACCUAGUCUUCUUCUUCAGACCGUGGCACGCUCAUCACGAAUCAACAUCACGGUCCUCACCAGAGAGACUGCGUGUAGGGUGCGAGACAGUUUUGCCUUGCGGGACUAGCCGCAGAAACGUCAUCGACGGAAUUCAAUCCAUUCGAUUUCUGUUUCGUUAAGUGAAUAAUGACCACUUCGGAGGAAGAAAUCACAAGGCUCUAUAGGGUCAGGAAGACUAUUAUGCAGAUGCUUAGGGAUAGGGAUUACUUGGUUGGAGAUUUUGAGAUGCAAAUGUCACGUGCCCAGUUUGUACAGAAAUAUGGAGAGAACAUGAAAAGAGAAGACCUUGUCAUUAAUAAGAACAAGAGGGAUAAUAGCUCUGACCAGAUCUACGUCUUCUUCCCAGAUGAGCCGAAGGUUGGUGUAAAAACAAUGAAAACAUACACCAAUAGAAUGAAAGACGAGAGUGUUUUCAGAGCAAUCUUGGUGGUUCAACAAAACUUAACUCCUUUUGCUAAAACAUGCAUUAGUGAAAUAUCUUCCAAGUUUCAUUUGGAGGUUUUCCAGGAGGCUGAGCUGCUGGUCAAUAUAAAAGAGCAUGUUCUAGUCCCUGAGCACCAGCUUCUAACAAAUGAGGAGAAGAAGACUUUGCUGGAAAGAUACACUGUUAAAGAUAUACAGCUCCCAAGAAUUCAGAUGACCGAUCCAAUUGCUAGAUAUUAUGGAAUGAAGCGCGGGCAAGUUGUGAAGAUUACUCGGGCAAGUGAGACUGCUGGAAAAUAUGUUACUUAUCGAUUUGUGGUUUGAAUUGUCUCCCUAUUUUCUUAUAUUUGUUUGUACUGGAGUUGUUGUCUGCAUACUGAAAUUCUGUCAUUUGAUAAGGAUUUAAGAAGAUUUAUCUAGCUGUCUUAUUAUGGAAAAGGUUAUGCCUUCAGUUGAA
This is a messenger RNA of Impatiens glandulifera, 947 nucleotides long. RefSeq names its product DNA-directed RNA polymerases II and IV subunit 5A-like. Gene Ontology annotation, cellular component: RNA polymerase I complex; RNA polymerase III complex; RNA polymerase II, core complex. Gene Ontology annotation, biological process: DNA-templated transcription. Gene Ontology annotation, molecular function: DNA-directed RNA polymerase activity; DNA binding. The transcript is spliced from 5 exons. NCBI's taxonomy places the organism in Eukaryota, Viridiplantae, Streptophyta, Magnoliopsida, Ericales, Balsaminaceae. The coding region runs from base 194 to 814 and encodes 206 amino acids. The record is from RefSeq and is a predicted model, not a curated record.